This is a messenger RNA of Drosophila subpulchrella, 2393 nucleotides long. RefSeq lists its product as uncharacterized. Lineage: Eukaryota; Metazoa; Arthropoda; Insecta; Diptera; Drosophilidae. The coding region runs from base 584 to 1087 and encodes 167 amino acids. The transcript is spliced from 2 exons. The record is from RefSeq and is a predicted model, not a curated record.
CGCACUUUCAUCUAAUGCCAAUCGAUCGCCUAUCGAGGCGCCCCCUUCCCUGGCUCGUGGUGAUUUUGCAAUUUUUCAUGGGUAAGUUCCUUUUACAUUUCCUCUACUCCUUCUCAUCUUAUCCUUCUCUCUCCUUUCGUCCUCUCUCGCCCUUCACUCGUCCUCUAUCGGCUGCGUCGGACUCCAUAUUGGCAGCUCUCGAGAGCCGGUGCGGAGAGGACUUCGCAUUCACUUUGCAACCGGGACAGCAGGUUGCUGGAGUGGCCCAUGCAUGCCCCGUUCUUCUUCCAGCCACCCCAAUCAAACUUUUGGCCCCGCACCCCUUCUCUUGUUGUUUUGGAAAACCCUUGUGUUGUUUUUGUGAUUUUCUUUUUUUUUUUUAUUUAUUUAUUGUGCGAAAACUCGAUUGCCCGCGACUCCGAGCCUCACCCGGUACCUCCUCCCGCCUUCGCAGACCAGGACGCACCGCCUGCCGCCCUUCCGCCGUGCCGUCGCGACCGCGGGUGCUUCCUCGAUACCCACCGGCCACUCGCUCCUGGCGACCUCGCGCCAACCGCCUUCCUCCGGGGCCGAAACUUGCCGCAUGAACUGCGGCCGCGGGCGCGUCGAUCCGGGGUCCGAGUCUUGCCGCUGCAACGUCGGUCUUUGGAUGGCCGGUGGCUCGGGCCACACCCACGGUCCUUUCUCCGGCGACUCCGCCUCCCCCGUUGCUGCCGUCGUCGCCGGUGUUGGCGGGCCCGUACUUGGUGUCGGCGGGACCCACGCAUCCUGUCGGCUCCUCGUCCGGGGGUCCCGAGGGUUCAACUUGGGUACCCCCUCCUCCCAUAUCCUGGGCACCUCCUUCGCAGGUCCUGUCGCGGGCCCCUCGGGCCACGUCCACGUCACCGUCUGCUGCCGCCACCGCAUGCCCUCGGCCUCGAACGCCCGUGUGCUGUGGCUCACGUGCGCGGCUGGCACCUCCGUCCGCACCACCGACGGCUCCUCCGCCCUUGCCUGGUGGAUGUCCUCCUCCUGCGGUUGCGGCAUCGGCUGCGCGGUCGACUCCUCGCUCUGUGUCUGCUCCUCCGGUCGUCGUGGCUCCGUGUAACGCGGCGUGGGUGGCCGGGCCGGCCUCCACGGCGGCGUGGCCAACGGUGCUCCAUCGUCGCCGUCUCGAGCGCCGUCCGUGAGCCACUCUCCCUCGUAGCGGGGAGUGGGUGGCACCUCGGGUAACCACCGCGGAGGGGAUGGCGCGCAUGGUUCGUCCUCGUCCUCUUCCCUCGGACUGGGAUCCUCGGCCGCGUAUCUGGGGGUGAGUGGUACCUCCCACGCGUCCUCCACCGGUGCCUCCCACAGACGUCGCUCUUCCUCCUCCGCCUCUCGCAAGCGGGCAUGCCACCGCGCCGCCGCCGCCUCAUGAUCCUGCCGCAGCCGCGCCUGCCGUCUCGCCUCCUCCUCCGUCGACCGUUCCUGCUCCUCGACCGACGGCUCCCGGUCUCGGAACCGCUUUUGGGACUCCUCGGUGGCCCGACAGACCGCCUCCGCGUGGCUCCUCGGGAGCUCCUCUCCUCCGACGUCCGUCGUCCCGCGCGGUAUCCGACCGCCCGCCGCCGCCUUCCGGAGUCGCCACUUCCUUUCCUCGACGGCGGGAUCGCCGAUCACCUCCACGUCGCUGUCGGAGCUCACCACUGGUUCCGGUGCGGAGUCCUCGUCUCGGGUCCGCUUCAGGGCCCGCCGCGGAGCUCGGGUAGGCCGGGUCUCCGACCAUCCUUGCCCCGGGCGAGGUUCCUGGAGGGCCGCCAUCCUCCUGCGUGCCUCGGCUCUAGUGACGCGUGUGCUCAUGAUGGUGUUCUGAAUUUUAGUGCUCGACCGUCGCCAGGCUCCCCAUACAUGAAACCUCGGUUGCGUGCCUUCCUUUUGCCCGAUACCGUUAUGUCCUUUCUUUGGGGCGCUCGCUCUCUUACGGUGCAGCUCUCUUUGCUGUACCGUCUUCCCCCUUUCUUCGUAAACCACAUGUUGUAUUCCCUCAGAUCACCGUGGCACUCCGGAUGCUGCGGUGCGUUGUACCUCCCGGUUCCGUAAUUAACUUGAUCGCCUUUGGUGAGUGUUCUUGGAAGUUGUCCUUGGGCCUAUACCUUGCUUCGGGGCGUUCCUGGUUGGUAUCCUUGGUGUCCUUGUGUUAUUAUUGGGGUAUCCUUGAGGUGUCUUUCGAGUCCUACUGGGGUAUCCUUAGGUAUCCUUGGGGUAUCGUUGGGCUAUCCCUAGGGUAUCCUUCGGGUGUCCUUUGGGUACACUUAGAGGUAUUGUUGGGGCGUCCUUCGGGUAUAGUUUGGGAACACUUAGGGUAUCCUUCGGGUAUAGUUUGGGCACACUUAGGGUAUCCUUCGGGUGUCCUUUGGGUAUCCUUUGGGCAC